Aegilops tauschii subsp. strangulata is the source of this 675-nucleotide messenger RNA. Its product is annotated as protein STRICTOSIDINE SYNTHASE-LIKE 10-like. The record is from RefSeq and is a predicted model, not a curated record. Lineage: Eukaryota; Viridiplantae; Streptophyta; Magnoliopsida; Poales; Poaceae. Gene Ontology annotation, molecular function: hydrolase activity. Gene Ontology annotation, cellular component: endomembrane system.
CUGCCCCUGCCGCCCGGAGAAGUGCACGGGCCAGAGAGCGCCUUCGACGCUCAGGGCCGAGGCCCCUACAGCGGCGUCUCCGACGGCCGCAUCCUGAGGUGGAACGGGCCCAAGCUCGGCUGGACAACAUACGCCUAUGGACCAGGCUACGACAGCGAAACGUGCACGACAUCCAGGUUUGGCACGGAGGCGGACAUAGAGAGCCGCUGCGGCCGCCCGCUUGGUCUGCGCUUCAACCAGAAAACGGGUGACCUCUACGUGGCCGAUGCGUACAAAGGGCUUAUGCGUGUGCCGCCCGGCGGAGGGAAAGCCACUGUGUUGGUCGACCAGAUUGAUGGCAUGCCGCUGCGCUUCACCAACGGGGUUGACGUCGAUCAAGUCACCGGUCAAGUCUACUUCACCCACAGUUCAAUGAACUACGACAGGUCAGAACACGAGAUGGUCACCAAGACCGGGGACGCCAUGGGCCGCCUCAUGAUGUAUGAUCCACGAACAUCGGACGCCACCGUGCUCCAACCAAGGAUGACAUACCCGAACGGCGUCGCGCUCAGCGCCGACCGCACGCACCUCGUGGUCGCAUCUACUGGCCCGUGCAAGCUGCUGAGGCACUGGAUCAAAGGGGUUGACACGGGCAAGUCCGAGCCUUUUGCCGACCUGCCGGGCUACCCAGAUAAC